UGAAGACACUGUUCCCAUACCUCUCAUUGUUGGUUGCACUAUUAGUCCUCUUUGAAGUGUCUCAGAAAAGUGUUAGAUUAUCGACAAUCGUAUCGAGAAACAUCACUAGCAAAUCAAGUCUAACAUGUCUUUCAUCGUCGACUGGGCCAAGGACACCGCAGCUGGCUAUCUGAAGACCGGCAUCCAAGCAGGUGGAACGCUCGCCGGCAAUACUGUUGGAGGUGUCGGUACCCUCAUUGAAAGCACUGGUCGAUCUGUCGGAGAAGGUACCGUGGCCGGCGGCGUCCGGGGCGUCGGAAACUACAUCAACAGCUAUGGCGACAGCCUCAAGUCGUCGAUGGCGGCGGACGGGCCUGUGAGCACUGCACAGAAGGCUGCGGCCAAGCCUGCUGGUGUGGUCGACAAGAAGGCUCCUGCUGUUCCAAAGACGCUGCCAGCUGCUGGUGGUGUUCCUAAAGCUUUGCCACCCGCCGGUAGUGCACCCAAAGCAUUACCGGCUCCAAUGCCCAAGGCCAAUGGCGUGCCCAAGCCGGCAGUGCAGCCGCCGAGAGGUGUUCCGAAACCAGGUGUUACUAACAAGACGCCUGACGGCAAGGUCAGGAUAAACACGGAAAGUCGACCGAAGCCAGCUGUUGGUGCCGUGAAGCCUGUCGGUACUGGAGCGGCACCAAAACCGCAGUCAAAUGCGAUCCCGAAAACCGGCACGCCAGCGAGCAACAAGGCGCCUGAUGGCAAGGUGCGGAUAGCGGCAGAGAGUCGACCGAAGCCUGCGUUGAAAAGGUAAGCGGGCAGUCAACGAAUUACGUCAAGUCAUAUGAGGGUGGGCCACGCAUGCAUCAUAUUUAGCGAGCAUUCAAGUGUUCAGUCUCAUCACCACAAGGGUCUGGCAUGCAUCGAUAUAGGAGAUCAAACCUCAUUCUGCCCAGUCAGUUCACGUCAGUACGCAAGUAUCUUCAUUGUAAGUCGUCUCCUAG
This is a messenger RNA of Baudoinia panamericana UAMH 10762, 974 nucleotides long. RefSeq lists its product as uncharacterized. Bases 125 to 784 code for a protein of 219 amino acids. The transcript is spliced from 2 exons. NCBI's taxonomy places the organism in Eukaryota, Fungi, Ascomycota, Dothideomycetes, Mycosphaerellales, Teratosphaeriaceae. The record is from RefSeq and is a predicted model, not a curated record.